CAAGCUCGAGGCUAGAGGUAUAUUCACCUCCUCUCAAUCUGUAUUAUGUUGUUACAAUACCAUCCAUUGCAGUCUGCUCUACUGUACUAAAUAAGCUCCAUCGACGACGUGGAUCCGACACCCAUAACUCCCGGCAGUAUUACAGCCGCGGUGAUGCACAAAACCCAGCUCCUCAUCAUCUUCGUCUUACCACGACCUUGCUGACAUUCUCCCAGGUUCAUCAACGCGACGUCGAACACCAUCAUCGAGACGGACGGCGGCUCCGAGUUGCUGAUGGCCAUCAGAGCUGAAAGCGCCAAUGAACGUCAUGCUGACGACAUCCUCCACCAGCAGGAGAAGGCUACUGCUGCCUGCAUUUGCAGUGGCGUGAACGGGAUCGAGAAUGUGAACAAGAAUGAGAUGAAGCCUGUCCAAACCCCCAACAACCUCACUGCGUCCAUUGCCCAGAGCGCCAUCUCCCACUCUGAUAACACCUCCACUGCUGAUUCCCAGUCUCCUGUGAUGGCGGUCUGCUCUCCUGUGCCAGCUGCCUCUACCAGCAGGGAGCCUGACUAUUUCGAUGCUGGUGUGGUGCAUGACUUUGAAGGCGACUUGGACAAACCCACGCGGGAGUCCUAUCCUCUCUAUGAUCCCCUUGCAUGCAAGGAUGAGUUGCCAACCGACGAAAAUGCCUUCCAAGACAGCCAUACUGAUGCAGCCGUUUGCUUUGUGCCAGAUAGCAUCCCGCACCUCAUUUUCGAGUCUGGAGGAGAAACACCGGCGUCAGUCACCGAUAAUUCGAGCGAUGAUGAUGAGGGUGAUACUGCACUGUCUUGGCCCGAAGACGGCUCUCUUUUCCUUACAGAAUCCCGCAGAAUGUUCGUACGACUAUGGCAGAAUGAGGUGGUGCCUCCCGCCCUGGCGCUUGGGCUCGAGUUGGACAUGCGGUGGCUAUGGCAGGGCUCUGACGAAGUUCUCGUGUUCAGGAGCGGUAUGGUCGUUCCUGGGAGAAUGGGCCAGGAAGACGUUUUUGUGCGCAGCGUCGACAAAGAUGGGGAAGAGGAAAGAUGCUUACGACGCCUGGUACAAAUCUAUGGGUUGCACCACUCCGAGUUUCCCAUUGCAGAGCCUCUGUGUGUGUUCGACGGGCUGACCAACCGGCUGGGAAAGUCCCGUAUCUGCGUAGUGAUGAAACGCCUGCGGCAGUGGCACAAGAGCGAAUCUGGACUCGAUUGCGUAUCACCCGUGUUGCCUCAACUUUUCUUUUCUUUUGUGAGGCGUCUGCUUCAGAAUCUGGCUUGAUUGCAUGCGGCGGGAAUCAGUCAUGGAGACAUUCGUCCGUGGAAUAUCAUGCUUGAUGAAUCUAAUCUUCCAGUUCUCAUCGACCUGGGGGAAAGUGUCUGCCAUCCUCUCGACGGAGUCUCUCCACGCUUAUGCCACACACCUGUAGAAAACACGAAGCACGUUAGAUGGACCAGUGAUAGGGGAUAUCAUAGUCUACAACGUUCCCUAGGGCAACCGUAUGAUGGACGGUCAGAUGACGUGUUCGCUACCGGAGUGCUUUUGGAGUGUUGCUUGUACACCACGCAAGCUCAGAAAGCGCUUGUGGGCAGCAUUGCUCCUCAGUUCCCCCUGCUCAUUAAAUCGAUGCAGGAGGACGAGGAAGAAGACAGAAUAAGUGCAUCUAGGGCCUUUGAUAUUUGGGUGGAAUCCGCUUUGCUUUGCUCUGCAAAUGAUGGAACAAAAGCACCUCGAUAGCCUUGUGCCGUCGGUGCUGGGGCAUGAUCUUCUUAUCAUUCACAUUCACAAACCAGUCA
Dacryopinax primogenitus is the source of this 1796-nucleotide messenger RNA. RefSeq lists its product as uncharacterized. The transcript has 7 exons. NCBI's taxonomy places the organism in Eukaryota, Fungi, Basidiomycota, Dacrymycetes, Dacrymycetales, Dacrymycetaceae. The record is from RefSeq and is a predicted model, not a curated record. The coding region runs from base 274 to 1281 and encodes 335 amino acids.